This is a messenger RNA of Blastomyces gilchristii SLH14081, 2864 nucleotides long. Its product is annotated as GABA permease. NCBI's taxonomy places the organism in Eukaryota, Fungi, Ascomycota, Eurotiomycetes, Onygenales, Ajellomycetaceae. The record is from RefSeq and is a predicted model, not a curated record. The transcript is spliced from 8 exons. Gene Ontology annotation, molecular function: transmembrane transporter activity. Bases 674 to 2263 code for a protein of 529 amino acids. Gene Ontology annotation, cellular component: membrane. Gene Ontology annotation, biological process: transmembrane transport.
GUUUGACCUGCGCGGUGAGAUCUUGUUACUGGGAAUGCUAGCUUUGAGCUUUGAUAGCGAUGAUUUUCCGCAUCCAGAUGGAACUCCGCACCUUAUAGCCCGGAACCCGCGAGGCUACGGCACCUUUUCCCUUGCUGACUGCGGAGAAUAAUCUAUCACCGCUUUCAGUGGAGCGAUGAAACAAUGCUGCCAGCCCCAAUUGCGUGUUGUUACCAAACAAGUUCUUCGAGUAGAACACUCUGACAGAUGCUCUACUACAAUAUAAUUCCCCGACGGGGGCUAGCAAUCCGCUAGCUAAAACCCUUGCUGUCGCCCCUUUUCAAUGGAGCUUACUAUGUAUAGCUCCUCCCACUGUUUGUCAAGUUGAUUCUGCGUGUCUGGGUUAAUAUAAUGAAUGACUGAAAGCAUGAAGAGCUAUGGUUGCUUUCAGCUUUCUCUAGCUUAUAUAUUAAACUAUUUGACUGCUGUAUCACCGAACAGCGACUUCUUUCUCCCCACAAUGCACUCUUUACUUAUGUUCUUUAUAUUGUACCAUUUGACUGCUACUACGGAGUACAGCAUAGAGCAGUGAUUUCUUUCGAAUUUCGACACUCAUUAAUUUUCCUUAUCUUCUUAGCCUUCUUUCCUUAACACUUCUUUCGCUUCUGAGCGGCGAAUUAUUUCCCCCACAGAAAUGGGCGCCACCAUUACGAAUGACAAGCUGGUUCCAGCAAUUGGAGACCAGGGAAUUGACGGAAACAUGAGUAUUCUAAGUUUUAACAACUCUGAACUCGCUGACGAAGGGGAUGUCGAACUUCUCGCGACAAUGGGUUAUAAACAGGAACUUCGACGUCAAUAUUCCUCAAUUCAUAUGUUUGCCAUUGCUUUUAGCGUUAUGGGCCUUUUACCAUCAAUUGCAGCAUCCUUGACUUUCUCAAUGCCCGCGGGGCCUGCUGGUAUGGUUUGGGGUUGGCUUACUGCAAGCGGCUUUAUUUUUAUCGUUGGUCUCGCAAUAGCUGAUCUCGCAUCUUCACUCCCUACAUCUGGCGGGUUGUACUGGUGGACACAUUAUUUUGCAAAAGAGAAGUUUAAAAACCCUCUAAGCUUUCUUGUCGGAUAUAGCGGUACAAUUGGGCUUGUUGGAGGAACAUGUUCAGUUGACUAUGGAUUUGCUUUGAUGAUCUUAUCAAUUCCAUCCAUUGCUUCAAACGGUGAAUGGACUGCGUCCUCUCCUGUUGUAUUUGGAGUCUUUGUAGGGUGUGUAAUCACCCAUGCAAUUCUGGCAACAUUUGCUGCCAAGAACAUGCACAAGAUUCAGACUGCCUUUAUUGUGGCUAAUGUGUUGCUGGUUAUGGCCACUGUGAUUUUAUUACCAAUUGGUAAAUCCAGAACUGGGCAAGGUCUGAACUCUAAGGAUUAUGUGUUUUUCCAUCAGGAUAAUUUUACCACUUGGCCCUCUGGCUGGACAUUCAUGCUUGCUUGGUUGUCUCCUAUCUGGUCAAUUGGAGGUGUUGAUUCCUGUGUCUAUAUGAGUGAAGAGGCAAUGGAUGCACCAAAGGCAGUUCCUCGCGGUAUCUUAGGAUCUAUUGCAGCGUGCUGGGUUCUUGGGUUUAUCUCCAUCUGUGUAAUUGCAGCAUGUAUGAAUCCAGACAUUGGAAGUCUAUUACAGAGUCCUUUUGGACAACCAAUGGCCCAGAUUUAUUAUGAUGCUCUCGGAAAAAGCGGCGCGAUUGCUUUUAUGGUGCUUAUGGCAUGCCUGCAGUAUUUCAUGGGAUUGAGUCUGCUCCUGGCUGCAUCCCGACAAAGUUGGGCAUUCGCUCGAGAUGGCGCACUCCCCUUCUCCACUUUUUUCCGCGUCGUUAGUACGAGAAUUCAUUUUCAACCUGUGCGAACUGUCUGGGGGUGUGCGGGAUCCGCGAUCGCCGUUGGUCUCCUCUGCUUGAUCCAUCCCACCGCUGCAAAAGCCCUCUUUUCUCUUGGUGUCGCCGCAAAUGACCUAGCCUGGGCCAUAGCGAUUUUUUGCCGUGUUGCUUGGGGUCGAAAGAAAUUCACACCAGGCCCAUUUUACACUGGCCGACUGAGCACACCGAUUGCUAUCGCCGCGCUGAUCUAUCUGGCAUUCGCCAUCUCGCUCUGCAUGUUCCCCACACAAGGGCCACACCCAACAGCGGAAACCAUGAACUACACUGUGGUGGUCAACGUAACUAUUUGGGGAGGUGCUCUGUUAUAUUAUUUCCUCUUCGCAAGAAAAUGGUUCAAUGGACCCAAGACGACUUUGAAUUAAAUGCAGGAUUAUGUCCUCCACAAAAAGAAAAUGAACGGGAAACCUGACGCCCCCUGCGAUGCUCGGGAGUUGACAUAACACAUAUUGUUUUCCCAAUCGAAUCUGCCCACUACAGAGUCAGUUGCCGGACAGCUAGACAGAGAGGGUUAAGGUCCUCUCAACACACCACCUAUGAGAAGAUUGAUUUUCUGCGAAACGUCGCGGAACUACCACCGUGUUGUUGAAUACAGGCUACAUAACAGCUACAGUUUGUUGACACAUCCCAACCCACAAGAAUGGAGUCAUGUCUGCUGGCGGUAGUGAGGGGCUUUGGUAGAAAUGGUUUGUCUUAUCGGGUGCGGGCACCCACUGAAUCUCUACUUAAAAGAAGUGGAGAUUUCGGGCCGCUGAAUUAGAUUUUGAUUUAUAGGCGCUUUGCAGCAAAGGUAUUAGAAAUAUUGGGGCGUAUGGUUUAUUUAAUUGAUAUUUAUUUGUGUAUAUAGUUCUCUUAACAGUGUUCUAUACAUCUUUUUAAUAUUUAUAGACUUUGCUAGAUUUCUUCUAAAGUUAUUCACUGUAGUUAUCUCUUUUAUUAAUACUACUAAUAAAUAUUCAAAGCCAA